CUGGCAUUGCAUGGAGCUGCAAGCGUGGGAAGACGGUGCAUCUAAAGGCAAGGAUAGUUAGUUUCACGCCAGUUUACAAGUGGCCUGUGCGUUUCCCCUUCCACAUGAAACCAACAUUUCUAAAUAUGAAAUCAUUUUUAACAGAAGAUUCAAGCUGAUUUUAAGUCCAACUUUAUCCAGGUUUUUUUUUUGUUUCUUAAUAAUUAGACUGCUUUAUAUUAAAUGUGAAUGCGCGCUAUAUUCAUUGAUAAAUGCAGAGUUAACCAUAGUUGAGAUCUGAUUUUUUCCCCAGCAAUUCAUGACUUGGCAAACUUUGUAACUCCGCCUCCUUAGAAGACCAUUGGGGUAGAGAUGGAAGGAACUUGGGGCGCUUAAAAUAACUGAAAUAACAGAGCUGUGAUCUCGACGAGUCCAUGGCUUAUUCACAUUGUGCUGGAUAACAGUCAUGUCUCUGAAAUGGGGAUGAAUAGCGAGCGGGAGGCAACGCAAUGGAAGUUGUUUUUCCACCGAGACAUGCCAGUUUAGAUUUGAGAGCAUACACUUUCUUAAAAGAAAUACACCGGGAAUACAAAAAGCCAUGGAGCCGAGAUAUGGAGAGGCGCAAAAAGCUGGUCGCAUCAAGCGAUCGCCUGCGUAAUGCACAAGUAACGAUGGGACAUUAAAAAUCACUUCUCCACACAGGGUAACCAAGAGCAGUGGUGAUGAUUGCUACCGGUGGUGUCAUCACAGGCCUCGCAGCCUUGAAGCGGCAGGACUCGGCGCGGUCCCAGCAGCACCUGGCUAUGUCCACGCCGGACCCCACACAAGAGAAGAAGCGAACGAGGCGCAAGCCCCGGGCUGAUGUGGUUGUAGUCCGCGGAAAGAUCCGGCUGUACUCUCCGUCUGGGUUUUUCCUCAUCCUCGGCGUGCUGAUACUGAUGGCUGGCAUAGCCAUGGCUGUACUAGGCUACUGGCCACACAAGGAACACCUGCUGGUGCCGGAUACGAAGCUGUCCGCCAAUGACACCCAGGUGACCCAAGGUCAUGAAGGCACCGUGUCUCAGUUCUUUGAGCAGCACCUGCACUCAGAGAAGAUGAAGAUGCUCGGUCCCUUCACCAUGGGCAUUGGCAUCUUUAUCUUCAUUUGUGCUAAUGCUAUUCUCCAUGAGAACAGGGACAGGGAGACCAAAGUCAUCCACAUGAGGGACAUGUACUCCACUGUGAUUGACAUCCACAGCCUGAGGAUCAAGGAGCAUAAGUGCAUGAACGGGGCCUACGUCGCCCCCUAUGGGGAGCGUGAGGUGAGGACGUAUGAGAACCAGUGCGCCUCCAAGCUGGCUGCCAACACGCUGCUAACUUUCUCGGGGAUGGGGAAUGACGUGCGGAUGUCGCGGAGGACCAGCUCCGCCGAGGAGGAAGAGAGUUUGCUGAACGAGGCCAAGGGAGCCUCGAGCUUCCUACAGCCCAGAUACCAGGAGUGCUCGGGCUCCAUCUUCGGGCUGCAGCCAGAUGGCGGCCGGUACCGAGACGACAGGAGCAGCACCCUGAAGAAAUGCCAGACGAAAUCCAUUGUGUCAUCUUCUAUCAGCGCAUUCACUCUCCCCGUGAUAAAGCUCAACAACUGCGUCAUCGACGAGCCCGACAUCGACAACAUUUCUGAGGACUCCGAGCUUCGAAGGGUCCGGCCCAGACCUCCUUCGAUGGAGUCUCUGGUGGUUCCCUGCCCAGACAUAGCCAAAGCAUUCAUACCCCCCGGCAUGGUGCUCCCCAGGAGCUCCUCUAUCGAGUCACCCUCCUCUGCAUCCUCACAGACUUCUCUGUCGCCGGGGUCCACCAGCGGCCGGUUCCUGUCUCCAGGGGCCGCACGGAAGGAUUUUGGGUCCAACAACUCCCUCCACAUGCUCUCCGCCCACUCCAAGUCCUUAGACCUGGAGAGGGGGCCCAAGACCCUCACAGUGCAGCCCGAGCAGAGGAAGCACCCCAGCUGGCCACGACUGGAUCGCAGCAACAGCAAGGGGUACAUGAAGCUGGAGAACAAGGAGGAUCCCAUUGACAGGCUGCUGGUGCCACAGGUCUCCAACAAACAGGACUAUACCAAAAAAGAGAAACUGCUCAUGAUCUCCAGGUCCCACAACAACCUCAGUUUCGAGCACGACGACUUCAUGAGCAACACUUUGAAGAGGGGCGCCUCCGAAACUAGGUUCUAAAAGCAUCUCUCCAGAUGAAUGAUUAAUAAGUCUUACAGUGGUGUUAUUAUGAAGAAUGUUGUGAAUCAGUGUCGGCUGUAUAAAUCACUAUUUUCACAACACUCUAUACUUCUAGGAAUUUGAAGCAGCAGAAAUGUUGUAACUGAUUUGUGAGUUCUUUAGGUAGACUUCUCAGGUUAUGAGUGUGUGAAAUCAGCGAAUCAGGGUAGCGGUGCAUUGUGGGUGCACUUAGUAAAGAAACUAAAAAUGAUGCCUGAACGUUUGAUUGACGUAUUAAGGAGGAUGGACAUGAAAGCGGCGAAAAGAGAAAAAUCGAAUUGCCUUGUGUUUCGUUUUAACUGUUACGUUUAUAUCUGUGCAGUGUUCAGAUAAGGUAUUGUUUAAGAUGGUCAGUAUAUUGUACCAGAGCUGGCUAGAUAUUUUGCUAUGGAGCUUUCAAUAAUUUAUUGUUCCUAAUACAGCUAUUUUUGAAAAGAAAAAAUAAAAAAAAACAGUGAAGAGGAAAAGCAUUAAUGUACCAUUUACAUUUCUCGUAAUAAAAUGCGACUUUUCUGCUAA
Messenger RNA from Brienomyrus brachyistius, 2744 nucleotides. It is a transcript of the gene tmem200a, whose product is annotated as transmembrane protein 200A. Lineage: Eukaryota; Metazoa; Chordata; Actinopteri; Osteoglossiformes; Mormyridae. The coding region runs from base 702 to 2186 and encodes 494 amino acids. The record is from RefSeq and is a predicted model, not a curated record. The transcript has 2 exons.